Messenger RNA from Suillus fuscotomentosus, 552 nucleotides. RefSeq lists its product as uncharacterized. The record is from RefSeq and is a predicted model, not a curated record. The transcript has 4 exons. The coding region runs from base 1 to 552 and encodes 183 amino acids. Lineage: Eukaryota; Fungi; Basidiomycota; Agaricomycetes; Boletales; Suillaceae.
AUGCAAUCUGAAAUGAAAAAGGUCACACGCCCCAUAGCAGCUGCCAAGUAUGACAUCCUUCCUACAGAUGUUUAUGACGACAACAAGUACGGAGAAUAUGUGUGUAGUCAAGUGCAAGACUUAUUGGAUGGUGGUAAUUUUCUUCAUAAUGGUGUUGACAAGCAGGGAAGGACCAACAACCUCGCGAAUGGUGCACUCGGAGAGUUCUGCAGUACAUUUUUCUACAUGAGCGAACAUGCGCUCACUAAGUCUUUUCUGGAUGAAUUUGCUGAAGCCGUCCCCGAAGGCGCUGUCGCACUUGGAGCAACCACACUCGCUGCAGCCAUUGAUGAGUACAAGACCGGUAUCUACAAACCAAUGAAAUUUGUCUCUGAGUUGUAUCAGCCCAUUUACGACAGUGUCAUGCAACUCUAUGAUGAUGUCAAGCUUGACCCUUAUCAUUCGAAGAAAUGUCGAGCAGUUUGUAAGAAAUGGGCGCGUGCUGCAGGUACUCUCACAUGUAAUCAAUCAAACCGGCGUCAUAAUUGGGGUCUGAAGUUGAAGCUCAACUAG